Episyrphus balteatus (marmalade hoverfly) is the source of this 1315-nucleotide messenger RNA. RefSeq lists its product as uncharacterized. Gene Ontology annotation, biological process: muscle organ development. The coding region runs from base 132 to 1130 and encodes 332 amino acids. Gene Ontology annotation, cellular component: sarcolemma; sarcoglycan complex. The record is from RefSeq and is a predicted model, not a curated record. The transcript has a single exon. NCBI's taxonomy places the organism in Eukaryota, Metazoa, Arthropoda, Insecta, Diptera, Syrphidae.
AAAUUUCUUGUCAGUGUCACAAUCACAACAUAUUUUCUGUAGAGAAGAAUAUUUUUCACUAUAUCAUUUUGGCUAUCAAAGAUAUUUGCAUUAAUUAAUUCUCUUAAAACAACUAAAAACCCUCAAAAAAAAUGAUAAAACAUUUCGAAAACACUUUCAUUCGUGGUCCAUCACCUUCAUAUUCUGAAGAUGCAGCAUCGGAAAAUGCUAUUCCCGUUGGGGGAGAACAUCAGACGAGCUCGGAAAAUUUUCUCGACCAAAAAUUUUCCACAUAUACUGGAGGCCAAAUGCACCAUCAGCAACCUCAUCAAAUGAAAGGUCGUAACACUUUUGCCUUUUGGACAAUAGUCACAUUGCUUCUUAUAUUAACUGUUGGUAAUCUAAUCCUAACACUCACAAUUAUUGGUGUUUUGCGUUUGGGCAAAGGUAUUCAAGGAAUGGAAAUGAUACCCGAAGAGGGUGUUUUGAAAUUCUACGGACUAACAGAUUUGGAUCGAAUUUACAAUAAAUGCGGUGGCCAAAUAGAUGGAUUUACUGAUGUUCCAGUAACAAUUACCGGUGACGACGGAAGUGUUACGGUCAAAAUCAAUCGAAAUGGCCAAACACAUAGUAAAAUGAUUAUGGAUAAGGAAGGAAUUCAAUUCAAAGGGGUUAAUACCUUUGAAAUUAAAGAUCCAAAUAGUGGUGAUGCUAUAUUUACCACUCACCGACCUCAUUAUAAUAUUCCAAAUGGUGCUGAUAACUUACAAGUGAAGGCGACUAGUGUCAGUAGAAUAACCAGUCCUAUUGGACGUCCAUUGACUAUUCAAAGUGAGAAUAAAAUCUUUGUAAAAGGAUCGGAAGGAAUAAAUAUGGAUGGACUAAGUGCAUUGUUUACAGCUGAGGGGAGCAUUUUAAUGAAUUCUACUCAGGGUGCAACUAUAAUGAUGGCUGGAGAUGGUGUUUUUCUAGACAUGGAAAAGGUUCCAAUUAUAAAUACCGAAUUUGGUAUUAGGACUGGAAGUGUUCAAUAUAAAAUAUGUGUUUGUAUGCCACAAGGACUACUAUUUCGCAUAGCAAUACCAAGAACACAUAAUGGACCGAAAAUUUCCUGUGCUCAUUUCAGUUCAAAGCAUGAUCCAUGUGCUUAAAUGAUUCGCAAUUAAUUUAACAUGUUAGUUUUAAGUAAAAAAUAUUAAAAUUAUAUUAAUUACACUCAUUUAUAUCAUAGAUAAAUUAAGAACAAACAGAUAAUAACAUGUUAGACAAUUCGAUUGGUUGUUUUUUAUAAAUAUCAAUAGCCGCUGAUUAUAAAGCAUUCGCAUAAACUUUGAAU